Messenger RNA from Sporothrix brasiliensis 5110, 1098 nucleotides. Its product is annotated as ccch zinc finger DNA-binding protein. The coding region runs from base 1 to 1098 and encodes 365 amino acids. Gene Ontology annotation, molecular function: metal ion binding; mRNA binding. NCBI's taxonomy places the organism in Eukaryota, Fungi, Ascomycota, Sordariomycetes, Ophiostomatales, Ophiostomataceae. Gene Ontology annotation, cellular component: cytosol. Gene Ontology annotation, biological process: cytoplasmic translation. The record is from RefSeq and is a predicted model, not a curated record. The transcript is spliced from 2 exons.
AUGCCGCCCAAGCGCAAUGAGAAGGGCGGCGGCAAGGUCAAGCCGACGACGGCCAAGCUGGUGGACGACAAGACCUUUGGCAUGAAGAACAAGAAGGGCGGUGCGGCGCAGAAACAGAUUGCGCAGCUGACGUCUCAGAUGAAGAGCAGCGGCAACCCGGAGCAGAAGCGCAAAGAGGCCGAGAAGCUGGCACGCGAGCGCGAGAAGAAGGCGGCCGAGGAGGCACGCCGCGAGGCGGAGAUGCUGACGAAGACGGUGCAGGUCCAAAAGGUGCCCUUCGGCGUGGAUCCCAAGACGGUGGUGUGUAUCUUCUUCAAGAAAGGCAACUGCGACAAGGGAAAGAAGUGCAAGUUCUCGCACGACCUGGAGGUGGAGCGCAAGACGGAGAAGCGCAGUCUGUACACGGAUACACGGGAAGAAGACGAGGCAGAGGCGAAGAAGAAGGAGACAUCGGCCGACUGGGACGAGGAGAAGCUGCGGUCGGUGGUCAUGUCGAAAAAGGGCAACCAGCGGACGACGACGGACAAGGUCUGCAAAUACUUUAUCGAGGCCAUCGAGGACGGCAAAUACGGCUGGUUUUGGAUCUGCCCCAACGGCGGCGACAAGUGCAUGUACAAGCACGCUCUGCCACCAGGAUUCGUCCUCAAGACCAAGGAACAACGCGCCGCCGAGAAGGCCCUGCUCGACAAGUCCCCCCUCAAGACCCUCACCCUCGAAGAAUUCUUGGAAUCCGAGCGCCAUAAGCUUGUUGGCCCGUCGACGCCUGUCACGCCCGAGACAUUUGCCAAGUGGAAGAAGGAUCGCCUGGACAAGAAGGCGGCCGAGGAACAGGCCCGCAAGGCCAAGGAGGCGACCGGUCGUGCCCUGUUUGAGAGUGGCAACUGGCGGAUGGACAGCGACGACGAGGCAUCGUCCUCCGACGACGAGGGCGACAACGACACCAACGGCGACGCCUGGAACUUGGAGACGAUGCGGCAAGAGACCGAGGCUCUGCGGCAAAAGAAGGAGGACGAGCGCUUGGCAAGCCUGGCUGGCGUGCCUGUCGCCCCCGAUGCUGGUGCUUCUGCAGAGGCAGCAGCUGCUGAGGCAGACACAUGA